GACAGUUGAAACCCCUCCAGCGCAUCGCUUUAGCUUGGCUGCGGUGUCACGUCUCCGACUCAAAGAUUUUUUUUUUAAGAAGAAGAAAGAAAAAAGGAAAGAAAAAAAUUGGUGGUAAAAACUGUUGGAAACCCAUCAGGAAGCGGAUUCCGAAGUCCAUUCUUUGUUAUUUUUAUUAUUAUUGUUAUUAUUCAGCAGCAGAAGUUAGAGACCUACUCGGUUUUACCGGCCACUUACGACUUCUGCGCGAGGGACUGCCAGGUUGUGACUGACUGAGCCACCAGAGCUCAAAGUUACAUCAGAGUCAAUAACUCGUUUAAACAAAUUAACAGCCGAGUGACAGGUUAAGUCAUGGGAAUAUUAUCAUCCUUUGAUGUGGAUUGUAAAGCCGUUUGAGCAGAAGCAGCUGAGAGUGCGUCGGGACCAUGUGAGCGGAUUCACGUCGUGCAUGUGGCUUCUGACGUUUCUGGAUAUUUUGAAAAUCAUCGGCAACAGUUGAACCCGACGUCCUUUCCAUCAGGUGUCUUGUCUCGUGGGACCAAAAUGAGACUUUUAGCUUGGUUAUAGGCUAGUUCUCCUGAUAACCCUAUCUUUCGGAAGAUCCAUCCAUGUCUGCCCUGUUUUCUGAGACUCUCUCUGAUGCUUUUAAACAAGUUCGCCUAUCGUACGAUAGGAUUUUAGACAGACUUUCGCGUUGCGCCAUGUCAGUCAUGAACUUGGCCGUGCGCUUGUUGCAGUUGUUUUGUGUGACGCUCCUCUAUUUCUCAGCUGUCAAGAGUGCCUAUAUCCCCAAAGAGAAUGGAGGCAACACAAAUGAGGUUGUGUCCUUUACUGAGGUCUACAAUAAGUCGAUGUGCCGGCCACGGGAGAUGUUGGUAGAAGUCCAUCAGGAGUAUCCUGAUGACAUUGAGCACAUUUUCAUUCCAUCCUGUGUGGUGCUCAUGCGCUGUGCUGGCUGCUGCAAUGAUGAGAUGUUGGAGUGCACACCCACUGCCACACGCAACAUCACCAUGGAGGUGCAAAAAUUAAAACCCCUACGCAUCAAACACAACUAUCCAAUGAGUUUUGCAGAACACACUGAAUGCGAAUGCAGAGUAAAGAAAGACAUACAGGAUAAGAUAGAAAAAAAACCCCGGAAAGGCAAGGGGAAAAGUCAAAAGGGAAAGCGAAAGAAAAACCGCGAGAAAAUGCGGGAUUUUACUCACUGUAAACCAUGCUGCAGUACAUGUUCUGAGAGGAGAAAAAGGUUAUACAUUCAGGACCCUGAAACGUGCCUGUGCACCUGCAAACACUCAGAGGCUGACUGCAAGCAAAAGCAGCUCGAACUAAAUGAGAGGACUUGCAAAUGUGACAAGCCAAGGAGAUGAGCAGUGAUCACCCUAUAUAUGUUUUUUUUUUUUUCUGAAUAAAGGCAUAAACACUAAUAACUAAUAGCACCGCACUUUGAACCUUCAAUUUAAAUGUCAACCCUGGACUCUUGAAGCAUUCCCCUCGACGGACAGUGAGUGAGUGAGUGAGUGAGUGAGUGAGUGAGUGAGUGAGUGAGUGAGUGAGGAAGUGUCAGUGAGCAAGUCUUCCCCCUGUAAAUUUCACCAUAAAUGUGUAUAUUGAGUAAAGACUGAAAAGGACAGAACAAGUAGAAUUGCUGCUAAAUUGCUGCCUAAGAGGAUUGGCCGUGUCAGUGCUUUUGACUACAAUGAAUGCAUGUCAAAAUCACUCACUGAUGCAGCAUAUCACUGGAUUAGCCAUGUUUUUUUUUUUUUGUUUGUUUGUUUGUUUGUUUUUUUAAAUAUCGACCGGCAAACAACAAUGGAUAUACAGAUCAUUAAUGGGACUGAAAAUGAACCACUGGCUUCUUCAAAGACUAUCAACCUAUGCUGCCAGAUUUCAAUAGCCAGCGUAACUCAUCUUGAAUGGCACAAGAAACUUAUCAAAUAACAAACAACAUAAGAUCUUGUUUUAUCUGCUUUUAUUAAGGCAUGCCACUUACUUUGCCUAGAUUCUGUGACUUGACUUCAUUCUCUACUGACAGAUGACUACUUGAGAUUUUUGGUCACUUAUUUCUAUAAAAUUGUGUGUAUCUUUUUCCUGUCAUUCAGCCAACAGUGAAUCACAAAAUGGAGAAUGCAAACCCACAAGGUCAUUUGAAUGUUUAUUAAUAUUCAUGAUAGCAUAUGACCCCUUGAGUCCAUAACUUAUAUUUUCAGUAUUCUUCCUGUCCAUAUUUAAUUGGUUCUAUUUAUGUGCAGUGUUAUAUUCCGAUCUCUUUCUAAUAAUUCUUAUCGUCAAUCUGAAAGUCUGAGGAAAGUAAGUACAUUCCCGUAGCUGAUCGUUUCUGUGUUUCAGUUUGCCUCAAAAAUUGUUUUUCUCUGCAUAUAUAAGGGUUGUGUUGUUUCUAAAAAGCUAGGGGUGUGUGUGUGUGUGUGUGUGUGUGUGUGUGUGUGUGUGUGUGUGUGUGUGAGAGAGAGAGCAUGUAGUAUGAGAGACAGGGAAACUAAACUAGACUUUUGAGUGUGUUUUGAAGGCUCCAUACCUAUAACAAUAAAAUAUAGCCAAAAGAAAUCUUAGGCUACCAAACACCUGCUACCUUUUUUAUUUUAUUGUUGAUGUAUAGAAGAGGCUGCCUAAGUUUAGUUUAUUUACAUUCUCAUUCUCAGUUAUUUAUUUACUCCCUGUAAAUAUGUCUAGAUUUAAGGUCUUUUUGUGUU
This is a messenger RNA of Neoarius graeffei (lesser salmon catfish), 2708 nucleotides long. It is a transcript of the gene vegfab, whose product is annotated as vascular endothelial growth factor Ab. Gene Ontology annotation, cellular component: membrane. Gene Ontology annotation, molecular function: chemoattractant activity; heparin binding; vascular endothelial growth factor receptor 1 binding. Bases 609 to 1367 code for a protein of 252 amino acids. The transcript is spliced from 8 exons. Gene Ontology annotation, biological process: positive regulation of endothelial cell proliferation; induction of positive chemotaxis; response to hypoxia. Lineage: Eukaryota; Metazoa; Chordata; Actinopteri; Siluriformes; Ariidae. The record is from RefSeq and is a predicted model, not a curated record.